AUGUUUCUGCGGCAGCCUGGGUGGACGCCCAAGAGUGGGAGGUCUGCAACGACGACUGGCUUCGUCUUCAAGCGGAGGAAGAGGCGCCGGGUAGACCCAGAUGCCGACUCGUCGGCUUCCGCUCCACCGUCCUCGUCCGCCGCGGAUCUACGGGAAGAUCCCGAGAAACUCCGGAGAGAGCGGAGGAGGAAGUUUCUUCUUAAGCUCAAAGAUAAGUACCAGGCGGAGAUCGACCAGUGGGAACUUUUGUCGAGCACGUUGCGCGCAAUGGAGGAUAGAGCGCGGCAGCUUCAACGGCAACGAGAGGAGGAGCAGCAACAGCGAACGGAAGAGGAAGAGCGACAGAAAACGGCGUUGUCGGAUGGGCCUAGUGCGUUAGAGAUUCAGGGGUCGGAGUCCGGUUGUGGGUCGUUGGUGGAUGAGUUUCUCUUGCAGGUAGACGCACACGCAGCGAUCAUUCGUGAUGUUUCGAGUCUCUGUGACACAGCGGACGCUCUAUAUAACGAAGAAGAGGAACAGAUUAGUCCGCUUUUCUUCGAUAUUCCGAUCUGCAGUUCACCGAGGGAGCUCAUGAGAUCGUUGCAAUGGUAGUCUGUAUUCAUCAAAUUCCCAAGAGGUAGGAAGUAGGAGGGGAUAUUUUCGGGUUUAGGAAGUAGGAGGAGAUAUCUUCUUUCGUUGUGAUUUGGUAUGAGCGAGUGAUGUAGCCUACUAACCACAAGAGGUGAACGAGGCCUAGAAACUGGAAAGUGUGUUCCAUGCUGAUUAGUGUGUGUGUCUAUGUUGUAUAUGUUCUAUUGAUUAUAUUUUGAUUUCGGUUCAUGCUUUCGCAUACUUGUAGCGAUCGCUUUGCGUUUGGUUUCGCA
Pyrus x bretschneideri (Chinese white pear) is the source of this 863-nucleotide messenger RNA. RefSeq lists its product as uncharacterized. NCBI's taxonomy places the organism in Eukaryota, Viridiplantae, Streptophyta, Magnoliopsida, Rosales, Rosaceae. The coding region runs from base 1 to 591 and encodes 196 amino acids. The transcript is spliced from 3 exons. The record is from RefSeq and is a predicted model, not a curated record.